AUGGCUGACAGUGACCACAGCCAGGAGCCCGUGAUGAGGAGGGACAGCCACACCAGGGAGAUCAAGGGUGUGGUCAAGGAGCGGAUUUUCCACUUUGAGGACGUGAUCGCAGAGCCAGCUGUCCUACACAGUGUGGACGGGGUGUGGAAAGCCAGCUGCACCACCUCACUGCUGUUAUCGCUCCUGUUUGCUUGUGUGUCAUUCUGCCACAUCUGGGCAGUCGUGCCCGGCGUUAAGAGCCGACUGGUUGAGAGCCAGUGCCUGGGUCGAAUCCACUCGCUGGUCAUACACACCUCCAUUGGCUCGCUGUGA
Molecule: messenger RNA, 312 nt
Organism: Hippoglossus stenolepis (Pacific halibut)
Lineage: Eukaryota; Metazoa; Chordata; Actinopteri; Pleuronectiformes; Pleuronectidae
Product: caveolin-3-like
Exons: 2
Coding region: 1-312 (103 amino acids)
Biological process (GO): caveola assembly; regulation of membrane potential
Cellular component (GO): caveola
Molecular function (GO): molecular adaptor activity; connexin binding; transmembrane transporter binding
Source: RefSeq, a predicted model, not a curated record